Eurypyga helias (sunbittern) is the source of this 1468-nucleotide messenger RNA. It is a transcript of the gene MPPE1, whose product is annotated as metallophosphoesterase 1. Lineage: Eukaryota; Metazoa; Chordata; Aves; Eurypygiformes; Eurypygidae. Gene Ontology annotation, cellular component: endoplasmic reticulum-Golgi intermediate compartment. Gene Ontology annotation, biological process: endoplasmic reticulum to Golgi vesicle-mediated transport; GPI anchor biosynthetic process. Gene Ontology annotation, molecular function: phosphoric diester hydrolase activity. The record is from RefSeq and is a predicted model, not a curated record.
AUGCUGGCUUCUAGCUGGACCGCUGUAAAGAGUCUUCCUUUGAAGAGGCGGCUUCUUGUGUGCUUUGGCAGCUCAGUGUUAAUAUUUUGCGAAUUUUUAAUUUAUUAUGUAGUAAUUUUUCAAUGUCGGUGGCCAGAAGUGAAAGGUGGAGCUCACCUGAGUGAAAAAGAGACUUCGGCUUUAGUCCUAAAGGCCUUAAUUUUAGCUGAUACCCACCUACUGGGUGAAAUCAAAGGACAUUGGCUGGAUAAGCUAAGAAGGGAAUGGCAAAUGGAGAGGUCUUUCCAAACUGCCUUAUGGUUACUGCAGCCGGAUAUUGUUUUUAUUCUGGGAGAUGUCUUUGAUGAAGGAAAAUGGAGCUCACCUCAGGCGUGGGCAGAUGACGUCAGGAGAUUUCGGAAGAUGUUUAAGUAUCCAGCUUCUACUGAGCUUGUGGUCGUCGUUGGGAAUCAUGACAUUGGAUUCCACUACGAGAUGACGGCUUACAAGGUGGAUCGAUUCGAAAAGGCUUUCAACUUCACGUCGGGAAAGCUGAUAACUCGAAAAGGAAUAAACUUUGUCGUAGUGAACAGCAUAGCCAUGGAGGGCGACAGCUGCGCUCUCUGCCGCAGCUCGGAGGCAAAGCUUGCGGCGCUUUCUCGCAGACUGAACUGCUCCCAGCAGAAACCCGAUCCUUCCAACCAAAGGUGCAGGGAUGCAGAAAAGCUUCCAGCUUCGGAACCCAUCCUUUUACAGCAUUACCCUCUCUAUCGGAAAAGCGAUGCUGAAUGCAGCGGAGAAGACUCCGCUCCUCCAGAGGAGAAGAACAUCCCAUUUAAGGAGAAGUACGACGUACUGUCUCAAGAAGCAUCACAAAAGCUGAUAUGGUGGUUUCAUCCCCGUCUGAUACUCAGCGGGCAUACACACAGCGCUUGCGAGGUGCUGCAUGCGGGGAAAAUUCCAGAAAUCAGCGUCCCCUCGUUCAGUUGGAGGAAUAGAAACAACCCUAGUUUCAUCAUGGGCAGCAUCACGCCGACUGACUUCUCCCUCCGAAAAUGCUUCCUUCCAUAUGAGAGCAGAGUCUUUGCCGUGUACUGUGCAGCGGGUGCUCUGCUUGCGAUCCUGAUACUAGCUCGUUUUCAGCUUCUCACUCCGCCAUUUUAUUUUGCUCAGCAUUUAAUCAGUAAGCAUAAAGCAGUAUGAAGAGCCAGACAUCUGCGUUCAGUCACCAAAAUACCAAAGCUGAGAACAGUCAAACAUCAGACUAUAUUCAUGCCAGCAAACGACCGAGUUUGAUUGCUAGUCUGAAGGCAUUUACACACACCAGAGAAGUCCUAUACAGCUGAUAUGACUACUACAGGAUAAAUAACUGAAAUGAACGUCUCAUGCUGUACAAAAAUACUGUAUUCUACAAUCAAAGGAGUCCUUUUCCUGCUAGAAUCUUUGUAUCAAAUAUGUAUAUUAAAAGUGUAACUGUACAGUGUGUAAA